Messenger RNA from Macrobrachium nipponense, 473 nucleotides. Its product is annotated as pigment-dispersing hormone type 1-like. Bases 55 to 297 code for a protein of 80 amino acids. NCBI's taxonomy places the organism in Eukaryota, Metazoa, Arthropoda, Malacostraca, Decapoda, Palaemonidae. The transcript has 4 exons. The record is from RefSeq and is a predicted model, not a curated record.
AUUCGAUCUUCCUCGCUCUUCGUCGUCACUCUUUCGUUCAGUAGCACCUGAAAAAUGAAGGCAAAAUUCUUCGCCGUCCUUGUGGCAAUGGUAGUUGUCGUUCACUCCUGUUAUACGGCGUCUGCCCAGGAAGAUCUCACGACAACAGAGAGACAGGUGGUGGCAGAACUUGCAGCCCAAAUCCUGCGCGUGUCCCAUGGACCCUGGAGUUCAGCAGAGGCCCACAAGAGGAAUUCAGGAAUGAUCAACUCCAUCCUUGGGAUUCCCAGAGUAAUGGCUGAAGCAGGAAAGAAGUAGGAUGACGAAAUGUUUGCAUUCUAGACCACAACCUACUACAACUGACCACUACAAAAAUUUGAUACAUACACUUCUUCCAGCUGCACCUUUAGAGAAACCAGGGCACCAAAAAAUAACCUCCACAGUUCAUUCUGUUACCUUUCAUGGAAAUGAGUUUCUUCAGCCAGAUCUCAACG